GCCGCGCUCCGUCCUGACAUGCUGAAUGAUACAUUCCGUUGCUCACACAAAAUAAAAUUGAUAGCAUUUACUGCAUUCAUCUAAGCGCUAUCCGAUGAGUUAUGCGUGCUUAGUGAGCAUUUAUUUCUUAUUGCGGCUCGUACUGUCAAGUAAAUCUUUUCAGCUACGUGCUAACACUGUUAAACCUGCUUGGAUUUCAUGAAUCAAGCUUUGAAUGACUGUCUAUAUAAGUAUAAAGUGCCAGAGUACACCUGUUGGUGUGAGUGAAAUUGUUAACCAGAAUGUUCAUGUCUAGACUUUGCUCUAAAUUAAUAAAACAAAACAGCUAAAACACAAAUCAAUAUCAAUGAUAACUGUCAGUCGUCUCUCGAUGCCCUCAGCGUUUAAUUGAUUUCUAUUAAGUACGCCGUUUUCGACACUCGAGGACGUCAGAUAGAGGAUGACGGACACACUCGUCCUCUCAUUCCAGACCCAGCUGUCUGCGGUCAUGGAAACUGUCCUCAAGACCACCAUGUACGAGGUCACCAGGUUGGUGGAGGAGAGCUUCUUGGACCAGAUGGAUCGCGGGAAACGCGAGGCGGAGGCGUUGAGAAGGAGGCUGAUAUUGUCAGAAGCCAAACUGAGAGAACGGGAGAGGUUCAAGAGGGUGCGAUGUGUUGACUGUGGCCGGUCAGCAAUCUCCAAGAGGAGAAUACUAAACAGAGGCCCAGAAACACAGAGCAGUUUGGGCCAACCCCUUCUUCUAAAGCAGGAGAAUGCCUCUGACAGUAGUUGGAGGCAUAGUGCCAAGGGAAGCAUGAUGUCAAACCAAGAGAAGCCUUCAACUGUCCUAGAAACUCAGCAAAAUGCUGUUCAAGUGGAUGGACCCAAGGAUGUAGGAGAAGUGAAAGAGGAGGCCUCCGUGGCUAGAGACAAUCAAGCUUGCUUAGUAAUGUGCUCUCAAAUACACAAACAACAGGAUUCACAAAGCCGGUUGGAAGAAACCAAUGGACUCAACAAUACUGAUUCUGACCACAGGCCACUAAAGGACAAACCAUGUGGUGGCACAUCUUGCAAUGAGAAGCCUGGGAAUGAGGAUGAAGGGUUACACAGGAACCAGACAAAAUGGUUUGGUUCUAAAGCAGAUCCUCCUUGUCAGCCAGAAGCAGUCAAGACUUCACCAUCUUCUCAGUCUCAGGGAUUGAGACCACAUGUAGGCAGCCUAGAUUCAGGACCCAUUAAACAGGAAGUUGUAGUGAUGCUUCCACCAGACUGGGAAGACAUGGAGAGGAUUAGGCCUCCAAUGGUUUCUUCUCACAACAAUGCUAAAAAGACUCAGUUGGAACUUCAGCCCGGAGAUCCCAUCUCAACUAGACCUCAAUUUGAGGAGCGAGCUCCACGUGCUGCACCUCCUGUCAUGGUUCAAGGCCUUGCGCCACAAGCCAUGCAGCAUCUGAGAUCGCCUGUUAGGAAGAACACAAACGUUGUUGUACACCCCAAUGCGGUUGUAUCAGAUCAAGGUGCCAUUGAUGUAAACAGGGUGCAUUCUAUCUGCAAAGGCCUUCCUGGAUCAAAACCCUCUCAAGUUCAUCAAUACCCUGAGGGAGCUGGUACAGGUGAAAGAAGCUUCAGCACUGUGCACCCAGAAAGGAGUCUCCCACAAGUGGUCAGUGUGAGGGUUCAGGGAGACAUGCGGCACCAUUCGGAGAGGACCAUGCACAAUUGCAACCAGUGUGGAAAAGGCUUUACUCACCUGUGCCACCUUCGAGUUCACCAACAGAUCCACACAGGAGAUAGGCAGUUCUGCUGUACAAUCUGUGGCCGGAGCUUCACAAAACUGAGUAACUUGAAAGCUCACCGCAGGGUCCACACAGGUGAGAGACCUUACAUCUGCACAGACUGUGGAAAAAGGUUUACCCAGAAAUGCAACUUGAAAAGACAUCAGAGAAUUCACUCUGAAUUCAUACACUCCAAUAUAUGACAAGUGGAUCUGUAAUUGGUGUACAAUGAAUCUGCCACUAAAGGAAUACGUCCUUCAUUUAUCGGUCUCACACACAGGAGAUAUGUGGAGGCUCUUUGUUUUGUUGACUGGCUGAAUUAUUUUUAAUAUCAUACAUCAGAUUGGAACUCAUGCUAAUUUUCAAACCUCAUUUUCAUAGAGAGACAAAUGACUAAAUCACUCAGGGGCAAUUUCCAAUCAUAUAAUGAUACUGUGACAGAUCUCAGGUCAGUUUCGAGGGCAAAAUGAGGAAGUGAGAACCAGCGCAUGCUCUUUAGCGUCGUUUAUUUUCCAGCACACACACCAACAAAAGAAACACUCCGUAGCUCAAUGAUAAACACAACAAUAAUUCUUGACUCACACUCAUCUUGGGACUCUGAUUCCUCUCUCUCCCUCCACUGUGGCUCUGGGUGAACCCUUUAUCUCCCUCCAGCUCUCACUGUAACACAAAUCAGCUGUCAGAGAUAAUUUCCCACAGGUGAUAAUCCUUACCGCUCUCCUCUCACAAACUCGCUCUCCAUUCACAAACUGGUGCUCGACCAUGCCCCCACCAUCACAGAUACAUAUGGGAAGAAAAAUAAAGCAGGACACUUUUCCUGCUUUAAGAAAUGAUAUUUUACCUAUUAUAUUAUUUGCAUAAAUGAAGCCUAUUUUUAGGACCAAGAUUGUUUGCAUCAUGACAUUAUAUUCAUGACAAGUAUAUUUCCAUAAAUUAAAAUAGUCUCAUAAUUUACUCACCCUCAUGCCAUCCCAUGACUUUCUAUUCUUCUGAGAACACAAAGAUUUUUAGAAGAAUAUUUUAUCUCUGUGUGUCCACUCAAUGCAAGUUGAUUUUUGGUUGGAAAUUUGAAGCUCCAUAAAGCACAUAAAGGCAGCAUAAAAUGUAUCCAUAUGACUCCAGUGGUUAAAUCCAUAUUUUCUUUAGCAAUAUUAUAGGUGUGGAUGAGAAACAAUUUGAUAUUUCAUUACAUUUUUACUAUAAAUUCUCCUCCCGUACCUGUAGGUGGCAAUUUGCAUGAAGACUGGGAAUCGUCAAAAACAAAAGAAGAAGAAUUUGGAAGUGAAAGUAGAGAUUUAUACUUAAAAAGAUCUAAAAUAAUGAAGUUUUUCUCACCCACACCUUUCAUAUUUCUUCA
Xyrauchen texanus (razorback sucker) is the source of this 3114-nucleotide messenger RNA. RefSeq names its product zinc finger protein 229-like. Lineage: Eukaryota; Metazoa; Chordata; Actinopteri; Cypriniformes; Catostomidae. Bases 440 to 1960 code for a protein of 506 amino acids. The transcript is spliced from 3 exons. Gene Ontology annotation, biological process: regulation of transcription by RNA polymerase II. The record is from RefSeq and is a predicted model, not a curated record. Gene Ontology annotation, molecular function: DNA-binding transcription factor activity; RNA polymerase II cis-regulatory region sequence-specific DNA binding.